AUGGAGGGGAGGACCGGAGGGACAGGGGCAUUGGGAGGUAUAGUGGGAGGGAAGGGAGACUUGCAACUAAGGAAGGUGAAAGAUGACUAUGUAAGACAAAGAACACACCAAAACGUUCAGACAAAGACCCCACCAAGUCCCAACAAGAAGACCCAUCAAGUCCCAACAACAAGACCCCAUCAAGUCCCAACAACAAGACUCCACCAAGUCCCAACAAGAAGACCCCACCAAGUCCCAACAAGAAGACCCCCACCAAGUCCCAACAAGACCCCAUCAAUUCCCAAUAAGAAGACCCCAUCAAGUCCCAACAAGAAGACCCCAUCAAUUCCCAACAAGAAGACCCCACCAAGUUCCAACAACAAGACCCCAUCAAGUCCCAACAACAAGACUCCACCAAGUCCCAACAACAAGACCCCAAACAAGUCCCAACAAGAAGACCCCACCAAGUCCCAACAAGAAGACCCCAUCAAGUCCCAACAAGAAGACCCCAUCAAGUCCCAACAAGAAGACCCCAUCAAGUCCCAACAACAAGACCCCAUCAAGAACCAACAACAAGACCCCAUCAAGAACCAACAACAAGACCCACCAAAAGAAGACCCGAUCAAGUCCCAUCAAGAAGACCCGACCAAGUCCCAGCAAGAAGACCCCAUCAAGUCCCAACAACAAGACCCCACCAAGUCCCAGCAACAAGAUCCCACCAAGUCCCAACAACAAGAUCCCACCAAGUCCCAACAAGAAGACCCCACCAAGUCCCAACAAGACCCCACCAAGUCCCAACAACAAGACUCCACCAAGUCCCAACAACAAGACCCCACCAAGUCCCAACAACAAGACCCCACCAAGUCCCAACAAGAAGACCCCACCAAGUCCCAGCAACAAGACCCAUCAAGUCCCAACAAGACCCCACUAAGUCCCAAAAAAGACCCCACCAACCUCACCAAGUCCCAACAAGAAGACCCCACCAAGUCCCAACAACAAGAAGACCCCAUCAAGUCCCAACAAGAAGACCCCACCAAGUCCCAACAACAAGACCCAUCAAGUCCCAACAAGACCCCAUCAAGUCCCAACAACAAGACCCACCAAGUCCCAACAACAAGACCCCAUCAAGUCCCAACAAGAAGACCCACCAAGUCCCAACAAGAAGACCCCAUCAAGUCCCAACAACAAGACCCCAUCAAUUCCCAACAAGAAGACCCCAUCAAGUCCCAACAAGAAGACCCCAAGUCCCAACAAAAAAUCCCGAAGCUCCAACAAGAAGACCCUAAUUAG
Messenger RNA from Portunus trituberculatus (swimming crab), 1269 nucleotides. RefSeq names its product glutenin, low molecular weight subunit-like. NCBI's taxonomy places the organism in Eukaryota, Metazoa, Arthropoda, Malacostraca, Decapoda, Portunidae. Gene Ontology annotation, biological process: neuron projection development. The record is from RefSeq and is a predicted model, not a curated record. Gene Ontology annotation, cellular component: plasma membrane. The transcript has 4 exons. The coding region runs from base 1 to 1269 and encodes 422 amino acids.